CUGGGCCAGGAGCGGAGCUGGGCAGGGCCCGGCCCCGUGCCCGCCCCGCUCCCGCCCCUCGCCGGCGGGCGCAGGCGUGCAGCGGAGCCGCGCUCUCGCGAGGCGCUCGGGGCCGCGGCGGGGCGCGGGCCGGGCGAGAAAUUUGAUCUUAAAAGGCCCGUUGUGCAGAGGCCAUGGGCUUGUCCGCAUCCUCCCCCGCUGCCACAGAGCAGUCACCAAAUGCAUCCAGGCAAUACCAGACGGCGUCUCCACCUUCAGAAUGCCCCAUGCAUCAAGAAAAAAUGAGCGGUUGUCCAAUGCACAUGAAGACUGCUGAUCACAGAACUGAGAACACAGAUGAUGUUCCUGCACAUCAGGAAAGAGCUUAUGAGUUUGUAGCAUGUCCUGUGAAAUCUGGUGCAGCUCAAAUGAACGAUGACAUAGAUCCCAGCAAUAUGAUGCCUCCUCCCAAUCAGCAGCCAUCUCCAGGUCAGCCAUUUCCAUUGUCAACUGUUAGAGAAGAAUCUUCCAUUCCUAGAGCACAUUCUGACAAGAAAUGGGUCUAUCCUUCAGAGCAGAUGUUCUGGAAUGCUAUGCUAAGAAAAGGGUGGAGGUGGAAAGAUGAUGACAUAACAAGUGAAGACAUGACCAACAUUAUUAAGAUUCAUAAUCAAAAUAAUGAGCAAGCUUGGAAGGAGAUUUUGAAGUGGGAAGCUCUGCAUGCUAUGGAAUGUCCAUGUGGGCCAUCACUGAUGCGGUUUGGAGGCAAAGCAAAGGAGUACUCGCCAAGAGCCAGGAUACGUUCUUGGAUGGGGUACGAGCUGCCCUUUGAUCGGCACGACUGGAUCGUUGACCGCUGUGGGAAGGAGGUGCGCUACGUUAUCGAUUACUACGACGGCGGAGCGGUGGACAAGAACUACCAGUUCACCAUCCUGGACGUGCGCCCUGCGCUGGACUCGCUCUCGGCCGUCUGGGACAGAGUGAAGGUGGCCUGGUGGCGCUGGACGUCCUGACUGCUCCUGGGGUGUGUACUCGCAAAGUGACCGCUUUGCUCCUAGACAAUGGACGUGUGAAUAUCAGGACUUGAGACAGAAGUUUGCUGCAGCUGUCGUUGCUUUCAUCAUCACCACUCUUCUUUGGGGGUGGGAAGGGAGGACAGGGAAAUCUUUCCUUAAGUACACCAGUGCUUUAUGGUGUUUCAAAUGGAAUAAUAAAGUUACAGUGGUAAAAACAUGUAUCUUAAUUUUCUUAAGAACUGGGAAGCCUUUCUUACUUUGUCUCAGAUUCUGCAUAAUUUCGCCUUCUUGCCAUUUCAUUACUUCAGUGCUGCUCUAAAUGCAUUGCAAUGUUGUUUCUGACUGGAGUUUUGAGUAUUACUUCAUUAUUGAAAACUGGAAAUUUCAUAACUUAUUUCACAUAUUUAAAGUAUUUGGAUACCUCCGUGAUGAAUAAAGGGUAAAAGAUCUGGA
This is a messenger RNA of Passer domesticus (house sparrow), 1448 nucleotides long. Its product is annotated as holocytochrome c-type synthase. The transcript is spliced from 7 exons. The coding region runs from base 174 to 992 and encodes 272 amino acids. Lineage: Eukaryota; Metazoa; Chordata; Aves; Passeriformes; Passeridae. Gene Ontology annotation, molecular function: holocytochrome-c synthase activity. Gene Ontology annotation, biological process: cytochrome c-heme linkage. Gene Ontology annotation, cellular component: mitochondrion. The record is from RefSeq and is a predicted model, not a curated record.